Messenger RNA from Rangifer tarandus platyrhynchus (Svalbard reindeer), 984 nucleotides. The record is from the annotation of a GenBank genome assembly. NCBI's taxonomy places the organism in Eukaryota, Metazoa, Chordata, Mammalia, Artiodactyla, Cervidae.
AUGGCUCUGGCCGACAGCACUCGUGGAUUACCCAACGGGGGUGGCGGCGGCGGCGGCAGCGGCUCCUCGUCGUCCUCGGCGGAGCCGCCGCUCUUCCCCGACAUCGUGGAGCUGAACGUGGGCGGCCAGGUGUAUGUGACCCGGCGCUGCACCGUGGUGUCGGUGCCCGACUCGCUGCUCUGGCGCAUGUUCACGCAGCAGCAGCCGCAAGAGCUAGCCCGGGACAGCAAAGGCCGCUUCUUUCUGGACCGCGACGGCUUCCUCUUCCGCUAUAUCUUGGAUUACCUGCGGGACUUGCAGCUCGUGCUGCCCGACUACUUCCCCGAGCGCAGCCGGCUGCAGCGUGAGGCCGAGUACUUCGAGCUGCCCGAGCUCGUGCGCCGCCUCGGGGCGCCCCAGCAGCCCGGCCCCGGGCCGCCGCCGCCGCACUCCCGGCGCGGGGUGCAGAAGGAGGGCUCGCUGGGCGACGAUCUGCUGCCGCUCGGCUCCGCCGAGCCGGAGCAGCAGGAGGGCGCCUCGGCUGGGGCGCCGUCGCCCACGCUGGAGCUGGCUAGCCGCAGCCCGUCCGGGGGCGCGGCGGGCCCGCUGCUUACGCCGUCGCAGUCGUUGGACGGCAGCCGACGCUCGGGCUACAUCACCAUCGGCUACCGCGGCUCCUACACGAUCGGGCGGGACGCGCAGGCAGACGCCAAAUUCCGGCGAGUGGCGCGCAUCACGGUGUGCGGCAAGACGUCGCUGGCCAAGGAGGUGUUCGGGGACACCCUGAACGAGAGCCGGGACCCCGACCGGCCCCCGGAGCGCUACACCUCGCGCUAUUACCUCAAGUUCAACUUCCUGGAGCAGGCCUUCGACAAGCUGUCCGAGUCGGGCUUCCACAUGGUGGCGUGCAGUUCCACGGGCACCUGCGCCUUCGCCGGCAGCACCGACCAGAGCGAGGACAAGAUCUGGACUAGCUACACCGAGUACGUCUUCUGCAGGGAGUGA